UUCUCCCUGCCGCUGCAGUCAAACCCUACUUUCCUACUUCCGCCCUUCGCGACUUGCGGGCGCUGAGGGUUCGCACCUGAGGUGAGGCCGUUUUAAGUCUGGGCCUCCAGCAACGGAAGGGUGGGCUUGUGCCCAGGGUAAAGGAACAGCAAGUCCUGGGAACCCCUCCUGCCCCAAGGUGGGACUCGCACCACCUGUCUGCGUGCGCGGCCACGGGGCUUAAAUCUCAACACCUCUGGAGCAGAGCAGCUCUUUUGUGGCAGGAAGGAGGGGACAGGAGUCCCACCUGGAAGAACAGCCCAUCUCAGAGGAACCAGCCUCAUCAGAGCUUCAGAACAGAUGCAGAAAAACCCAGAAAGGAGCAGGUUGUGAUUUGCUCCACCAAAAGUAGGUCUUAAUCACCUUGCCUAGAGAGAGCCAGAUUUGGUGAUGUCACCACAUCCGGAAGCCGUCAGAGACUGUGUGACCGUGGGAACUCUGGAUCAGCUUGCAGAAGGUGGUGAGCCGGGGUGGAAAGGGAAGGGGUGACUGACAGACUGCACAGGUAAAGCCACAGCCAGAGUCAAGGAAAUUCUGUCUCUAGUCCUUAACCCCCCACUUUCUUCAUUCUUCCUUCAUUUUUUCCAGAUUCUGAGCCACUCUCACACCAUGUUCAUCACACAUGGCAUCUAGAUAGGCUGAGGCUUCCUUUACCCUGAACAUAUAGAAUCAAAAAAUGAUAAUAUAGGAGAAGAUUUCUACUUCUCUUAAAACUUUAAAACAAAAUAUUGAGCUUGAGAUGUAUAUCCCCUGGUCACCCAGGACAGAGCUGGCACAGUACUGUUCAAAGCACAAUGUUGCUCAUUCUGUCACAGGUAAAUCACUAAAAGCGUUUUAUCAAAAGUCUUUGAGAAAUUGCAACAAAUUAGAAUAAAAGGAUUUAAAAAUAUUUUGUCAUUAUCUUUUUGUCUAGAGUUUUCUGUUGAUUUUCUAACUCAAAGUAUAAAUAGUAUUAAUAGGGUAUUAAUAUUAAUCUUCUGUUUUAAUUUUUUGUUAAUUAGUCAGAGGGGAGGUACAUUUUUUCUCAAUCAAUAGGAAAAUAAUUUACAGUCACCCAGUGAAAAACAGCAAGGUUAUAUCCACGUGAUCGUAUCAGAGAUGUUCAUAUUCAGGGAGUGGUGUGUCUCCAUCUGCCCCUUCUCAAGGAUCAACAGAACACUUUUCCAUAGAGAAACUUUUUCCCAAACUGGUGUGGUGAGAUUAGGCAAGUGAAUACAGAAGCCCACCAGACCUUUCCUGACUCCAUUCCUCUUUUCUUUAUCCCCAGCUCAUUCUUCACAGUUCGCUGCAUUCUCCCAGGUGCAGCAGAAAAUGAACAUAUCUCAGAAAUGUACUCUUGCAGGCAUCAUUGUCAUUCAAGGAUGUAACUGUCGAACUCACCCAGGAGGAGUGGCAGCAAAUGGGUCCUAUUCAGAAGACCUUGUACAGAGAUGUAAUGCUAGAGAACUACAACAACCUAGUCUCAGUGGGGAAAUGCAUUUUCAAACCAGAGGUGAUCUUCAAGUUGGAGCAAGGAGAAGAGCCUUGGUUCUUAGAGGAAGAAUUCUCAAACCAGAACCAUAAAGAAGACUACAGUGAUGAUAAUCUAAUCAAGAGGAACAAGAAAAUCAAACACUUGCAGCAAGUAACAUUUGUAAGUAAUAAACCAUUGCCUAGAGAGGAAGAGGAGGUUUUGAGAAAACCAUUUAAUCUGCACAUAGUUCCUGUUUCUUCAUCAAAAAUAUCCUGUAAAUAUGACUCAUGGGGAAUGAAUUUGCAGAGUAUUUCUCAGUUUAUCAGUAAUAGUAGAAACUACUCAACAAAAAAAACAGAUUGUUAUAAUGUACGUGAAAAUCUGCCUUUCAAAAUUAAGCUUGAGAGAACUCCUACUGGAGAGAAAUUUUCUGAAUGUGAUAAAAAUCAGGAAGCCCUCAGUUAUAAGGAAAAUCUUCCUAAGCAUCAGGAGUGUCAAACAUUGAAGCAAGCUUUUGAAUUUAAUGGGAUUGGAAAAGCCUUCUAUGUUGAGGUUGCCUGUGUUAAACAUAAGACUACUCCUACAGGACAGCAAUCCUGUAAAGAUGAUGUGUUUAGGAAAAACUAUGAUGAGACAACUCUCUUUGACCACAAAAGAACUGGGACAGGGGAGAAACACUCUCAUCUUCACCGAUAUGGGAAAUCCUCCUGUGAGAAGUCAGCUGUCAAGGAAUACAACAAAAUUAACAUGACUGUGAAACACUGUGAAUGUAUUACAAGUGGGAAUAAUUUCAGCAGGAAGUCAUACUUUACUCAGCCUCAGAGAACUGUCACAGAAGAGAAUCAAUUGGUAUGUAGUGACAGAACACAAACUAGAGAUAAACACUUUGAAUACCAUGAAAAUAAGAAAUCCUACCUGACAAAAGCCCACAAAGUACACCAGAGAACUCACUCUGGAGUAAAACCCUAUAAAUGUAAUGAAUGUGGGAAAGCCUUCUGUCAAAAAGGACAUCUCAUUCAACAUCAGAGAACUCACACAGGAGAGAAACCAUUUGAAUGUAAUGAAUGUGGAAAAACUUUCUCCCAGAAGUCACACCUCAAUACACAUCAGAGAAUUCACACAGCAGAGAAGCCCUAUAAAUGUAAUGACUGUGGGAAAACAUUUGUCCAGAAGUCAACCCUCAGGGGACAUCAGAGAAUUCACACAGGAGAGAAACCCUAUGAAUGUUGUGAAUGUGGGAAAACUUUUGUUCAAAAGUCAACCCUCAGAGAUCAUCAUAGAAUUCACACAGGGGAGAAAUCCUUUCAAUGUAAUGAAUGUGGGAAAACUUUUGGCCAGAAGUCAAACCUCAGAAUACAUCAGCGAACUCACAGUGGUGAGAAAACUUAUCACUGUAAAGAAUGUGAAAAAUCCUUCUGGCGAAAAGAUCAUCUCAUUCAGCAUCAGAAAACACACACAGGAGAGAAACCAUUUAAAUGUAAUGAGUGUGGGAAAACUUUUGCCCGGACAUCAACCCUCAGGGUUCAUCAGAGAAUUCAUACUGGGGAGAAACCAUUUAAAUGUAAUGAAUGUGGGAAAAAAUUUGUCCGGAAGGCAAUCCUUUGUGAUCAUCAGAGAAUUCAUACAGGGGAGAAACCCUUUCAGUGUAAUAAAUGUGGGAAAACUUUUGGCCAGAAAUCAAACCUUAGAAUACAUCAGAGAGCUCACAGUGGGGAGAAAUCUCAUGAAUGUAAUGAAUAUGGAAAAUUGCAUAAGAAGUCAACCUUAAGUGUAUACCAGAGAAUUCAGGGAGGGGGAAAACCAUAUUGAUAUAAUAACUAUGGAAAAUCCUUCUGACUAAAAGACCAACCUCUAUUUGACAUCAAAAAAUUCACAGAGUAGAGAAACCAUAGAAGUAUGAAUAUAGGAAGAAUUUUGCCCAAAAGGCAAUUCAGAGAGUGUAUCAGAGAAUUCACACAGUAUUUCUUUCAAGGUACUAUGGAAACCGUAUUGGAAGGGGUCAUGCCUUGUUAGAUAACUCAUACUACAUGUACUGCUAAUCUUCUCAUUAGUAAGAAUUUCAUUUUUCCUCUAGGCACAUAGCUAAUCUAAAUUUCCCUAUCUCCCUUUCAUCUGAGUAGGGCUUUGUGACUGGCUAGCAGACUGAGAAUGUUCAUGUUUUAUGCCACACCUAGUUCUGACAAAUAAGACUUCCCUGGUGCCAGCAGUAUUUCAGCCAUAAAUGGAAUAGUAGCAGCUAUCAGAAAGGAAACGAAUUGCCCACUUUGCUGCCUGAAGCAAAGCGUCUGGCUCAGUAGGACCCUCAACUCAUAGGUACUCUAAUUGAGCCUGGUUCACUGAUGGUUUGGCUAGUUGAAACCACUUGGACACUAUGGCUCUUCAACCUCAUUGCCACUAUGCAGACCCCAAAACUGAUGUGGCUACUCUUGUCACUGGGCAGAACACAAAGAUGUUCUCAACUCUGGCCAGUAUUCCCUUUGAUGAAAUUUGGUGUGUUUUCAUUGACUCUUGGGUUCUUACUGUACCUAGCUAUUUGACAUGCCUGUUGUAAAACUAUAAGCUUGUAAAAGCAUCCCUGUUUGGUGCUGUGAACUGUAGGGGUAAAAUCACAGCUACUGAGUACAACAUCUGAGUUGUUGAACUAGAUUCACAUAGUAAGAGACUAUUCUCUGAUAAGACUGACUGGAAUCAAGUUGCUGGUCAAGCCCCCACUACCCUGGUUGCCAGCAUUGCUACCCGAAUCCAUCAUCAUACUGAUGGCAAAACAUUUACCAUCUUACCCUGGCUACAACAUAAAGGUGUCUCUAUAUAUCCAGUGCUUCCUCUGAUGUCAUUUGAUAUAAGAACGUACAGAUUUUUUUCUUCUGGAUUAGCAGCCAGUGCUCCAUAAGCCAUUUGAUUAAUUCACCCCUUCCCUAUGGAUUUUAAAAAUCUUCAUAUACUAACUUGUCAUUUGUAAACACAUUGCAUAUAACUGAUCACUCGUGACCCAUUUCCUAAUUCUGUAUAGCUAGGUCCACAUACUGUAGUAAUAGAUUCUACUUUUCUGAACAGGGAUGGCACAUACCUCAUGAGCCAAAAACACCCUAUCUUUCUGGCCUGAUACUGAAUGUUUCACUGAAGGGUAUUUGAAUCAAGUUUAGAAAAGGAGAAUACCGCCUAGGACUUUGGAAAUGGAACAUCACAGACCAGUUACAUUGUUACUCUAGAGCUGCCAGCAGCAUUGCAAAGAUUCACCUAUGGUAAGAGAAGAUAAUGUCCAGUUAGUACUAUAUUCCCUGAAAAUCAAGAGAUUACUUGCCGAGACCAGCUCGGCAACUCGGGGCGAAUGAUGGGUGCCGCAAGCUUAAAGAAACAUAGACACAGAUUUAAGAGAAAGAUGGGACCCAGGGACUCAAGACCUCUAGGAUCAAGAGCCCUGCUGAUUCAUCCCAUGUUGCUUUUAUUGGGCUCUCGACAUUCAGGAAGCAAGAUAGCAUAAGGUUCUCAUACUCCCAGUUCCCUCGUCCCACAAUCAAGGUUUUCUUUGAAGUAACCAAAUUUCUGUUUUGUAUAUCUUUUUGCACAAAGGGCCUCACAUGAUUGGGGGCAGUGAUCUUUUGCAAGAACAGCAGAAGAACAAUCAGUGCGUGCACAAGCAGCAUUCUAACUUGCACUGACCCAGCAAUCCUAAGUCCACACCUUUAGCUCCUCCACUGCUCAAGCAGGACAUCCUGCACCCAGUUGCUCGGCCCACAUACUUUAAUUGCUUUUAGCCAUAUUUUCUGUAACAUUUUCAAGGCUUCAGAAAGACUUCUGAAUGUUUUCCCACAAUUACUGUUUUCUCCAUUUUUGUAAUUGUUGGUAAUAUAAAGUCAUUCUUUCAUAAAGUUUUCCUCAGUUUCUUAAGAUAUGUAGAAUCAUCUCCUUCAUAGUCCCUUUUAUAUAUCAUCUUUUAUGAGUAUGAUUGGAUUUGCUAUUAAGUUCAGGAUCAUCUACCCACCAAGAUGGAACCAAUUCACCUGAGUGGCCUGAAUGGGAGGCCAGGUGACAAAGUCCCCUGAUGGCACUCAAGCUUUAUCUGCUGUCCCCUUGCUAGGGAUGCCUCUCCAUAUAAUACAUUAUCAGUUGGAGACUGUGGUCUAUGCUGUAGUCAGGAAUGCUCCCUUCUCCCUGCCUGAUUUAUCUCCUUUCCAAGUACUAACUUUUGUUCCAACAGAUGGAUGCCUCAUCUAGAAACACUGGCAGAGUCAAUUUUCUGUCUGCCUGACUACUAAGGAUCUUCAAGCUGAUAAAAGAAGCCUCCAUGAAGGCAGGAAUUUUUAUCUGUUUUGUUCAUACUGUGUCCCAAGCAUUAUGAACAGUCACUGUACAUAUUGGGCACUAAGAAAUGCUUGUUGAAGGUAGAAUUAUCAGAGAGAUAUCUGAACAUUUUUCCUCUUGAUGGUUUAAAUUAUAUUUUGAGAUUAGUCAUUAUUUAUUGUAAAUAGUUAAGGAAAUUAUUGCUCUAAGCUGCCACUCAGACUCUGUUCUUUUGGAUACUUUUUAAAAUUGCUAAAAGAAACAAAACUCAUUCUUAAUAUUCAGAAGUGUACUGUUCUUCAGAUCUCUUUCAGCAAAGACAAAAUUUAUUUUCAAUAAACUAGUAUUCCCAGUUUAAAA
Hippopotamus amphibius kiboko is the source of this 6133-nucleotide messenger RNA. It is a transcript of the gene ZNF510, whose product is annotated as zinc finger protein 510. Lineage: Eukaryota; Metazoa; Chordata; Mammalia; Artiodactyla; Hippopotamidae. The transcript is spliced from 5 exons. The coding region runs from base 1439 to 3301 and encodes 620 amino acids. The record is from RefSeq and is a predicted model, not a curated record. Gene Ontology annotation, biological process: regulation of immune system process; regulation of cytokine production; negative regulation of transcription by RNA polymerase II.